AUGGACUUCGCGGCGAUGAUGGCGGCGCAGAUCGCCAAGGCAAAAGGCAGCACGGCGCCAAAAUCCGCCUCAUCAGACCCCGCCACCGCCGCUGAUUCCAAUGGCAGCAAAUCAGCACCCGCCAAGAAGUUCAUCACAAACGCAGAAGCCGAACGGCAACGCGAAGCCGCGUACCGCGCCGAGCAGGCCCGGCUGGCUGCCGAGCGCGAGGCCAAAGCGGCGGCCAAGCGCAAACGGGAGGACGAAGCGGCCGCCGAGGCCAAGGCGCGCGAGCAGAAGCGGCAGCGACUAGCGGAGGAGUCUAGGCGGCGGAGGGAGGCCAAGGAGGCCGAGGAGGAGAGGCUGCGCAGAGAGAGGCUGGGACUGCCGCCGCUGCCCGAGGCGGACGGGGCCGACGACAAGGCACAGGGCUCGGACGACGAAGAUGAGGGCGCGCCCAGUGAGGAGGAGAUUAGGAGACUGUUCAGGGAGAGGGGCCUACCCGUCUGCCUGUUUGGGGAGACGAGGAGAGCGAGGCUACGGAGGUUGCGCCUGUCGGAUGACGUGCCGAUCCCUACGACGCUUCAGGCAGUCGACGAGAAGGACAUGAAGCUCGACGGGAAGAUGCCUGAAGACAAGGCGGGGCGGAAACUUCUCGCGAGGAAGCUCACAAGCUACUUCAACAUGGUGCUGGCACAAUGGGAGGAAACAUUACGGCGUGAAGGGCAGACGCCUGGGAGCAAGGAGUACAGCACCAUGGCUCAGAGUAGAGAUACAUUGAGGCCGCUGUUUCGCAAGCUUGAGAAGCGCGAGCUAGACGACGAGAUUCUCAAAGCCAUUCUCGAGAUUGUACAAGCGGCUCAGGAACGUCGAUACGUCGAUGCGAAUGAUGGCUAUCUCCGCCUCAGUAUUGGAAAAGCUGCUUGGCCGAUUGGUGUCACCAUGGUGGGUAUCCACGAGCGAAGUGCUCGAGAGAAACUGCACAAUGGAGAAAAGGGACAUGUCAUGGGUGACGAAGUCACGCGCAAGUAUCUACAGAGCAUCAAACGCAUGUUGACUUUUGCCCAGACAAGGUGGCCGCCUCAAGAUAUCAACCAGUUGAUGGGCUGA
Messenger RNA from Pyricularia pennisetigena, 1089 nucleotides. RefSeq lists its product as uncharacterized. Bases 1 to 1089 code for a protein of 362 amino acids. The transcript has 2 exons. Gene Ontology annotation, biological process: generation of catalytic spliceosome for second transesterification step; RNA splicing. Gene Ontology annotation, cellular component: U4/U6 x U5 tri-snRNP complex; U2-type post-spliceosomal complex; U5 snRNP. The record is from RefSeq and is a predicted model, not a curated record. Lineage: Eukaryota; Fungi; Ascomycota; Sordariomycetes; Magnaporthales; Pyriculariaceae.